AUGAGACUACUCAAUGCUCAUACGCUCAAGCUGGAGCUCUUCCACGCCUCGACUCCGCAGAAAAUUCAAUAUGCCACGCUGUCACACACGUGGGGGGAAGAUGAGGUUAGCUUCGGCGACAUGGAAAAUCCUGCAGCUGCGGAACAGAAGUUAGGAUUCGCAAAGAUACGCUCGGCGUGCGAAACGACCAUCUCCUAUGGCCUGAGAUAUGUCUGGGUGGACACAUGCUGUAUAGACAAAUCAUCUAGUGCAGAGCUCUCUGAGGCCAUCAACUCCAUGUUCCGCUGGUAUAAGAACUCGGCUUUCUGCUUCGCAUAUCUUUCUGAUUUACGACCAGGCCAGACCGUUGACCAAUCUGCUCUUGGGACGUGCAAAUGGUUCAGUAGAGGGUGGACUUUACAGGAGCUCAUCGCUCCUAAGGAGUUGGUCUUUUUUGACCAAACUUGGAACCGCAUCGGAACUAAAUCUGAUCUUAAGAUCGAAAUUGAGAGUAUCACUGGCAUUAACCACCAGAUACUGGAUCGAUCCUGUCGUCUUUCAUCCGUUGCGAUUGCGAAACGGAUGUCUUGGGCCUCCCAUCGGGAGACAACCCGUGUUGAAGACAAGGCCUAUUCUCUGCUGGGACUUUUCGAUAUUAACAUGCCGAUGAUAUAUGGCGAGGGGCCUAGAGCCUUCAUUCGACUACAAGAGGAAAUUUUGCGCAUGACGACUGAUUUAUCCAUAUUCGCAUGGCGCUCCGCCCCCAACUCUUCAAGUUACCGGGGUAUACUUGCAGAAUCUCCCGCCGAGUUCCGGCUCUGUGGCUCUAUUGAACUCAAUACAGAUCAAUUUCGAUUCCGUGACGAAAUUAGUCUUACAAACAAGGGCGUGAAGAUCCAUACAGCAAUAACCCGUAUGGAGGAGACUGACAUGUUCAUGCUGGAUCUACAUUGUUACGAUAUGGCGUCGCAAACGUCCCCAGAACGUUUGGGUAUUUAUUUGGAGAGAGAAUUGGACACAUUUUAUCGAAAGUUGCCUUCGGCUCUUUCUACAAUGGAGUCAACGUUUGCGGCUCAGGCCCCUCGCACUAUAUAUCUUGCACGAACCUUGACAGAAAGGAUGGCGGAACUCGUUUAUGGAUUUAGAGAGUUACGAAUCAAGUUUAGCUUUGAUGAAGCCUCAAGGGGCUCUUACACCGUCGAGAACCUACUGGCCGUUCCAGAAUUAUUCUGGGACCAACCUGGACAGUGCUUUUAUCUUCCAAGAUUUUCUAACUUCCUAGGUUUUGCACGUUUCUGUAUCACUCCCGACGAUCGUUAUUCUAGUCUAGCACCAAAGUCUUUGCUCCUGGUUUGCAAUAGGAUUUAUGGCGGACAAUUACAUCUGGAUUUUCGCGAGGAAUGUCAGUUCCAAAGUGAAUACGGGGACGGGCAAUGGCAAAAAACUAUCAACCCCUUUACCAACAUUGAAGACUACGGCCCUCUUGGGGACCCCUUUAGUCUUAACGCCAUAUGCCCCGGAGAGAGGGAAGGCGGGGGCAGGUCGGCAACAAUUCUUUUACGCGACUACGUUCUUCGAGCUGAUAUGGACAAGUCGGAUGGACAGCACUUGAGAAUUAAUGUUCAUAUUGAAGUAAUCCAGACCCCCUGA
Molecule: messenger RNA, 1629 nt
Organism: Clonostachys solani
Lineage: Eukaryota; Fungi; Ascomycota; Sordariomycetes; Hypocreales; Bionectriaceae
Source: the annotation of a GenBank genome assembly